Molecule: messenger RNA, 666 nt
Organism: Knipowitschia caucasica
Lineage: Eukaryota; Metazoa; Chordata; Actinopteri; Gobiiformes; Gobiidae
Source: the annotation of a GenBank genome assembly
AUGGAGAAAGUGGAGGAACAGAGGCAGGGCGGAGGGACUGCACAAGCACAGGGACUCGGACAGCAAAAAAAAAAUGUGUUUAUCAAGGAGAGGAUUAAGAAGCAAACAUCCCUUCAGAAAGCCCCGCUGGAUUUGCUAGAAACUAUCCCAAAAACAGCGUCAGCGAGGUGUGCUCGUCUCCCCCGGACACGCAUGGACCCACAGGCUGGACUUGGAGCUGCUUCCCUCCGCUGCUCUUACGCAGGGCUCCCGUUGCAUUUCUCUCGCGUAACACUGUCUUUUUGUACCAAGAGUGUGCCACAAACAUGCUUCUUGACACCCACAGCCCCACAUUACACCCGUACGAGCCGAGGGAAAAGCGUGCAUUUGUCAGAAAUCGUGUUUUUGUGCGAUCAACUGCGUGGAGCGGAUGGCUGGCUUUUGCCCAGCUCUUAUCUCGCGUUCACGAAGAGGACCACCGCAGAUGUAAACACAGGUUAUACGAGAGCUCCGUGCGCGUCUCGGGUGGAUGGGGCAGCGCAGCCAGGUGCAAUGGGAGCGCCCUCUUAUGUUCAGGCUGUGACCACAGGGAUCAAGCAGCGUCUCUCUGAGCACAGAGCAGCGCCUGCGGACGAGCGCCGCACACGCGCUCCGGAGACGUUGGACCGCAUAGAGAUGGAUUCAUGA